CAUACCCGAGCGCGCGCACACCACCCACAAGAUAAAAUCGAACUAACCAAAGUCCCACCGAUCCUUUCCUAGAGACACGAAAACGGAAUAAACUCAUCCAUAAAUCAUGAGCCUGCUUUUGUUUUUCUUGAUUCUGGCGUUUUGCAAAGAUGCCGUUCAAGUGCACCGCAGUGCGCUCAAUGAUUUCCAGCGUUCUGAAGGAAGAGAGCUGGUACCAAGGAAAGCUGAUCGUGCCACUCUGCUCCCUGGCAUUACACUAGAGGAAUGUGCCAAACGCUGCUCAGAGAGCCUUGACUGCAGGGCCUUCAACUAUGUGUUUCGUCCAUCUGUAAUCUGUAAGCACUUGCCCUGGGUGGGCAACACGGCUAAUGCGGAGGUGAAGAGAAACGUCAACUGUGACCUGUAUGAGAUGAAAGUUUAUGUCAGGAAGUGCAUUAUCGGUAAUGGAGAGGACUAUCGGGGAGAUGUAUCUAAGACCAUGACUGGGCGGACAUGUCAACAGUGGUGGUCAAAGUUUCCUCAUGAUCACAGAUAUACUCCUUCUUCAACUAAUGGCCUGGAGCUAAAUUACUGUCGUAAUCCAGAUGGGGACAACAUUGGACCCUGGUGCUACACCACAGACCCUGAGCGCAGAUACGAGAGCUGUAAUAUCCCUCAGUGUAAAGACGAGGUGUGUAUUACCUGUAAUGGAGAGGACUAUAGAGGUCAGGUUGAUCGCACAGUGAGUGGACGGGAAUGCCAGAGAUGGGACCAGCAACAUCCACAUCAACACAUCUAUCAACCAGAAAAAUACCCUGAUAAGAGUCUGGAUGAUAAUUACUGCCGGAACCCUGACGCCUCCCCCGUGCCCUGGUGUUACACCACUGACCCGGAGGUGGAGAGAGAGCGUUGUGACAUCCGCAUGUGCUCCGAGGUUCCAAAACGGCGUUCUCGCUCCAGCUACACCACGAACUGUUUCCGAGGCCGUGGGGAAGAUUACAGAGGCAAAGUGAACGAGACGACUUCAGGCAUCCCGUGUCAGCGCUGGGAUGCACAGUUCCCCCAUGAGCACCCAUUUUACCCCCACACUUAUGAGUGCAAAGGACUGGAAGAGAACUACUGUCGUAAUCCAGAUGGUUCUGAGGCUCCCUGGUGCUUCACAUCCAGGGCGGAGAUGAGGACGGCCCUCUGUUUACAGAUCAAACGCUGUGCUGAUGACAUUGAGGCCGAAGACUGUUAUAAUGGAAAUGGAAAAAAUUACAGAGGUACUGUCCGCAAAACACGGAAGGGCAUCCUUUGUCAGAACUGGAGUGUUAACACACCACAUAAAACUAAGAUUAAUCCAAAGACACAUCCAGAGGCCAAUCUGACAGAGAACUACUGCAGGAACCCAGACGGAGAUCUGCACGGACCCUGGUGCUACACCACUGACCCCAAAACUGAAUUUGAUUACUGUGCAAUCAAGCAGUGUGCAGGGGAGGAUCCACCUAUCAUAACACCACCCGAGGGUGUGGUGUUUAAUGAAUGUGGAAAGCGUGAUGACCGCAUGGUGAGAAGCAGACUGAGGAUUAUUGGUGGCACACCAGGAAAUUCUCCAUGGACAAUCAGCCUAAGGGACAGGAAAGGAAAGCAUUUUUGUGGAGGAUCACUGGUGAACUCAAAAUGGGUGAUUAGCACUAAGCAAUGUUUCUCCUCAUGCAGUUAUGUGGACCUCACAGGGUAUGCUGCGAUCAUGGGCACCGUGUUCCGAGACCCAAAGGAAGAAGAACCUGGCACACAGUCCAUUGCUCUGAACAAAAUUGUUUGUGGACCUUCAGAGUCACAUCUAGUCCUGCUACAGCUAGAAACUCCUGCAGAGUUUAAUGAGCGUGUUUCUCAAAUAUGUCUUCCCCCUGAGCGCUACAUCGUUCCAGAGGGAACCACCUGUGAGAUUGCUGGUUGGGGGGAGACCAAAGGAACAGGGGAUGAAACGGUGCUGAAUGUUGCUCAGAUGCAAGUGCAGAGCAACAGCGAAUGUAACAAAUACUUCAAAGGGCGCGUGAAACAGAACGAAAUGUGCACUACAUCUUUUUUCGGUGGAGUGGGUGCUUGUGAGAAAGACUAUGGAGGCCCUCUGGCCUGUCAGAACAGUGAUUGCUGGGUCUUAGAGGGAGUCAUCAUCCCUAUGCGUCGUUGUGGGCAUCCAGGCCAACCCAAUAUCUUUAUCCGUGUAUCGAUGUACGUAGACUGGAUCAAGAAAGUCAUGGAGAUGGCAUAACUGGCACAAAUUACUCAAACUGCAUUACAGUUUAUUCAUUGUAACCAUUUGCAUACAGCAGGGGAAAGAUUAUAUAUCUGCUCAAGUCAAAUCAAAUCUAGAUUAUCUGCUAAUCAUUACAAAUGAAUGUAAGUAAUCUUCAGAAAGAAGAUAUUACUAUAUGAGGAUUAAAUGAUUGCUGUACAAGUUAUACUCAAGUUUAUGUUUUACAAAAUAUGCUUAUGAAUGUACUUAUAUCCAGUCCCCUACAAAAGUACUGCAACAGCAAAGGCAAUUCUGUUGUUUUUCCUAUACACUGAAGACAUUUGGGUUUGAGAUCAAAAGAUGAAUAUGAAACGACAGAUCAUCGUUUCAGCUUUCAUUUCCUAUUAUUUACAUGUAGUUGUGUUAACCAACUUAGAACAUGGCACCUUUGGUGGCAGACUGCAAGUAUUGGAACGUUCUUCUUUUGUGAGACUUUCCCAGGCUUAUAUGACAGCUUCUUUCAGUGGUUGUUUGUUUAGGUGGGUUUCUCCCUUCAUCUUCUCCUUGAUGAGACUGGAAGUAUACCUCUGUAAAUUGGCAAAAAGAAUGUUUCUAUAAAGUCUAAAUUCAAUCUACUGGUGCCAUCAUGAGUUACAUCAUCAAUAAAGAUUAGUGAGUUUGUUUCACAAGCAGCCAAGCAAGCCCAAGCCAUAACACAACCUACACCGGGCUUGAGCAGUAAGCUUGUAUAUUUUGGAUCAUGAGCAGAUUCUUUAUUUCUUCACACCUUGACUGUUUCAACACUUAGUAAAAGUUAAUGUUGUUUCCAUUAUCUUUGUGGCUCAUCUCUGCAUUCCAGUCUGGUCUUUUGAUUCUUACUAAUGAUGAGUGCUUUGCAUGUUGUAUUAUGGCCUGUGUAUUUCUGCUCUUCAUCCGUGGCUGGUGGAGGUUGAUAUUGAUGUCAUAGAAUUAUUUUGGGUUUUUUUUGUCACAGCUCUCACAAUAUUUCUGUCAUCAACGGCUAUUGUUUUCCUUAGCUGACAUAGUUGUUAGUACAUCACUGUUUUUUAUUUUUUUAUGACAUUGCAAAUUAUUGUAUUGGUUGGCUAUGCCUAACGCUUGUGUAAUGGCUGAUUGAUUUUCCCUCUUUUCUCAGCUUCAAAAUAGCUUGUGUUUCACCCAUAGACAGCUCUCUGGUCUUCAUUUUUGUGUAUCCUCUUUGAAAAAAUAAAUGUAAUCUUCACAUGCUAAACCCAGCAAAACACCUAGAGCUAUUAAUUGUUUAAUAAUCCAGUCUAACAGGGCAGACCUGAACAACAAAAAACCCUCGUCACGCACGUGUUCCAAUAUUUUUGACGACUUGGUCAUUAAACAAAUAUAUGUAAAUAUUAGGAAAUUAAUCUGAAAUACUGAUUUGUCAUCUCAUAUGCCUCCUUUUGAAACCCAAUUGUCUUCAGUGUAUAUCAGAAGCAAAAGAAUUAAUCAUCAAUAAAUCAUAUUUCUUCAAUAAAUCAUAAUACUUUUGAAGAGGACUGAAUAUGCUGUAUAAGUCAUGCUUAUCUGCGUAUCUAAACAUACAUCUGUAAAGUAGAUUUUCACUUGCCAAAUCCUAUUUAUCCUUUAUUUGUUAACCUUUAAAAAUAGUCCUGAGAAAUUUCAGGAACACCUCAUUUUGUAGCUUUUAUAGUAGCAAAAGUCUUAAUAAAAAAGCUUCGGUUUU
Molecule: messenger RNA, 3920 nt
Organism: Hemibagrus wyckioides
Lineage: Eukaryota; Metazoa; Chordata; Actinopteri; Siluriformes; Bagridae
Gene: mst1
Product: macrophage stimulating 1
Exons: 18
Coding region: 107-2236 (709 amino acids)
Biological process (GO): regulation of receptor signaling pathway via JAK-STAT; proteolysis
Molecular function (GO): receptor tyrosine kinase binding; serine-type endopeptidase activity
Source: RefSeq, a predicted model, not a curated record